AUGAUUCGACUGGGAGAAUUUGGAGAGUUACAUGAAAAAGCCAGUGAAGCAGGGUCUACAAAUGCUGGAGCGCUGUCAUACAUUUCUCCUGAGAUACUGGAAGGAAAAACAUACGAUGAAAAAAGUGAUAUUUGGGCUUUGGGAUGUGUCCUGUAUGAGCUCUGCAUGCUGAAAUGUGCUUUCAGUGCAGCGAGCACCGUGAAGCUCAUUCCCAAGAUAUUAAAUGGAUCUUACCCACCUCUACCACACCACAUCUCACAUAAUCUUCAGCAGCUAAUAGAGGAGACCCUCCAGACAGAUCCAGGAAAACGACCACACGCUCGAGAAAUUUUAGGGAAGCCUUUUGUCCUUAGUUUUCUUACAGCGAGGAGUGAGAAAAGUACUGAAGAGCUAAAUGAAAACCUGGUGAAGUUGAGAGCAUUGGCUGAUGGGUUGGAGAAGGUUCAUUAUGGAGCAACUGUUGGCAGUCUGACAGGAGGAGUGAUUGGAGCAGCUGGUGGAAUCACUUCAAUAGUGGGAGCGAUCCUUGCUCCCUUCACUUUGGGUGCAUCUCUAAUCGUUACAGGAGUAGGUAUUGGGGUGGCAGUUGCUGGUGGCGCGACUGCUGGUAUUUCCAACAUCACUAACAUGGUCAACCAGUCUACAGACCGCAAAAACAUCAGGAACAUCAUCUUGGAAUUUCAGGAAAAGAUGAACUCUGUGGUCACAUGUUUGCAGCACAUCGCAGAAGGCUUGCAGGAGCUAACAAGGCAAAUUUCUCUCGAAUAUGAGCAAAGGUCUUCCUUUGCAGGUGAUAUGGCGAGGGCUGGAGCCAGAGUUAGUAGGGGGUUAGGUGGCAUCUCUGAGCUCAUUCGUUUGCUCCAGGUUGCAAACAUGGGAAAGGUGGCAGCUCAGGCAGCUAGGGCAGUGCGUGUGGCUGAGGUAGCAACGGCGGCUUUCUCUGCGUUUUUUCUGGCUGUAGAUAUUUUCUUCAUUGCUAUGGAUGCCAAAGAGAUCCACCACAUCCGUACGACGAAAGCCUCUUUGACUGAUGAUAUGAGGUAUAAACUGGUCCUACAGUCCCCUGAAGAAACAGACAGCGAUUCUGGUGUUGACCAAGAACCAAAGUCAGAAACUAUGAAGUUUGUUAAAAAGAUCAGAGAGACUGCAGAUGAACUCCAGAAGAGUUUAGAUGAAUUAAAGGAGAUCAUUACAUUCAUUCCUAAACUUCCUGAAAUAGAUACAUAA
This is a messenger RNA of Chanos chanos (milkfish), 1227 nucleotides long. RefSeq lists its product as uncharacterized. NCBI's taxonomy places the organism in Eukaryota, Metazoa, Chordata, Actinopteri, Gonorynchiformes, Chanidae. Gene Ontology annotation, molecular function: lipid binding; ATP binding; protein kinase activity. The coding region runs from base 1 to 1227 and encodes 408 amino acids. The transcript is spliced from 5 exons. The record is from RefSeq and is a predicted model, not a curated record. Gene Ontology annotation, biological process: lipid transport; lipoprotein metabolic process; protein phosphorylation. Gene Ontology annotation, cellular component: membrane; extracellular region.